Messenger RNA from Xenopus tropicalis (tropical clawed frog), 2794 nucleotides. RefSeq names its product dihydroxyacetone phosphate acyltransferase. Gene Ontology annotation, biological process: lipid metabolic process. Bases 269 to 2263 code for a protein of 664 amino acids. Gene Ontology annotation, cellular component: membrane. Lineage: Eukaryota; Metazoa; Chordata; Amphibia; Anura; Pipidae. Gene Ontology annotation, molecular function: acyltransferase activity, transferring groups other than amino-acyl groups; acyltransferase activity. The transcript has a single exon. The record is from RefSeq and is a predicted model, not a curated record.
GGGCUGCUGAGAGUUGUAGUUUGGCUAGUUUUGGGCUGGUCUUAGAACUGACUUUGUCUAGUUUGGAAAAAUAAGCCUGGCAACCCGGCCCUAACAUCAAAUCCGAUUGGGCAGGCGUCUGGGCUUCCGUAGCCGUCUCGGUGAGCUCCUAGUUACAGUUGUGUUGUUCCCGCCCCCUCCCUCUGCUCAAAGUCGGUCACAUGACUUACAGGAAUAGUCUGACUCCGGUACCUCAGAGGAAAGUGAGCAGUGUUUGUGUGCAGGAGAAAUGGCGGGAAAGUGCUUAUGUGAGAGACCGUUCCGGAGCAGGAAGAGAGAGGCGUUUGAGGACAUACUGGAGGCGCGGCGGCAGACUAGUGACCUCACCUACGCUAUGAGGCGCUACACACCGGUAAUUUACAGACACCUGACCCCCUGCCCGCCCAGUGCCUUAAAGACUAUGGUCCUACAGUCUGUGGAGCUGCAGUACGUCAUUGGUCAGAUCUCUCUGGAAAUCGGGCAGCCGCUAGAUUCCCUUCAGAAACAGGCGGCGGAUAUUCUAGACGAAAUGGGUCAGAACCUGCGGAUGGAAGCCGUCCGAUUCUUCGCUCUGACCCUCAGCAAGAUCUUCAAGCGCCUCUUCCGCAAAGUGCGCGUCAACGAGGAAGGGGUCCAGCGGCUGACUCAGGCCAUUCGAGAGCACCCGGUUGUGCUGAUUCCCAACCACCAAAGCUACGUCGACUUUUUGAUGCUGUCCUUCGUUCUGUACACGUACGACCUGGCGCUUCCCGUCAUCGCCGCGGGAAUCGCCCUCACCGGCAUGACCCUCGUAGGAGAACUGCUGCGUAUGGCCGGCGCCUUCUAUAUAAAGCGAGGGUUCCGAGGGAACCCACUCUAUUGGGCGGUCUUUGCGGAAUACGUGAAGGCCUUAGUGCGAAGCGGUUACGCCCCGGUGGAGUUCUUCAUCGAGGGCUGGAGGAGCAGAACGGGCAAGAUAUUAAGUCCAAAGUUUGGCAUGUUAACUGUCGUCAUGGAGCCGUUUUUUAAAGGCCAAGUGUUCGACACGUACAUUGUUCCGAUCAGUAUUACUUAUGAACGGGUUCUGGAAGAAUCUCUUCUUGCCUAUGAACUCCUAGGCGUGCCCAAACCCAAAGAGUCUACGUCGGGAAUGAUCAAAGCAAGGAGUGUUCUCCAUCAGAACUUUGGAAGCAUCCACGUCUACUUCGGUGUGCCUUUAUCAUUACGUUCUCUGUCUUAUGGAAGAAUAAGCCGCUCCCAGUAUAAUCUAACGCCCCGACACCUCCCCCAGCAACCGUCUGAAGACCUGCACCUCUUUGUCCGCGAUGUGGCUUACAAAGUGGAACUUACCCAAAUCGCAAAUAUGGUUCUUAGCCCUGGAGUCUUGGUGGCAACCAUUUUGCUACAGAAUUUACCAGAGAUGGACUUUAAUGUCUUAGUUGAAAAGACUCUUUGGCUGAAAGAUUUAGUAGAAGCCUUCGGAGGGUUCCUAGAGUGGCCUGAUAAUGAGUCAGCCGGCGUGGUGGUCCGUUCCAGCAUUGAGCUUCACUCCAACCUUCUCCGUCUGGUCGAUGGACGGGUGGCUUUGUUCGAGGAGCUCACAGGUUCAAUGACGGAGGAGGUCGUCUUCAGACGAGCAGUUUCAACCCUCACUUGUGCCUUAUAUAGGAACCAAGUGAUCAAUGUGUGUGUACGCCCUGCACUGGUGGUUCUAGCUCGUGAAAUAGUCCAGAGUUCCAGGAAAGAAGACAUCUUGAAUUCAUUUCACUUCUUGAGGGAUAUCUUUUCCAAAGAGUUCAUCUUCUCCCCCAGCUCCGGAGAUAAGGAUUUUGAAGAAGGCUGCUCCAUGUUGGCCAAAUGCGACAUCAUUCAUGUGACCCCUAAUGAAAUCAAAAUAACGGACAGUGGGGCAAUUGCUGCUUUGUUUUUAUCGCAGAUGUUCCAGCCAUUUCUUGAAGGUUACAAGUUGGCCGCUUCGUAUCUGUCGAGGGAAGUUACUAAUGGCUUCACGGAAAUGCAAUACGUGUCUGGAAUGAGGAGUUUUAUUUCUCGUCUGAUCGUAUCCGGAGCCAGUCGGUGCGUCGAAGCUCUCUCUUCUGAUAUGCAAAAAAAUACACUGUCCUCCUUUGUCCAGCUUGGGGUUAUAACGAAAUUGAAAUCGACCAAUGAGACGACCUUCUACGUAGAGAAGAGGCCACUGGAGGAAAUGGCGGAAAAACUUGGACUGCAACUGUCCAUGGAAAAAAUACCGUCGGCCCGACUUUGAGGACUAUCGAAAAGUUGUUGGAACUUUUUCCUUCCGUUUGUUGAACAUUCAGUCAUGAUGGGGAAGGUCUAUAUCUAUAAACCCCCCGCUCGAUUAUGGGGAAGGUCUAUAUCUAUAAACCCCCGCCCCAUGAUGGGGAAUGCGUAUAUCUAUAAACCCCCGCCCCAUGAUGGGGAAUGCGUAUAUCUAUAAACCCCCGCCCCAUGAUGGGGAAUGCGUAUAUCUAUAAACCCCCGCCCCAUGAUGGGAAAGGCGUAUAUCUAUAUACCCCCCCGCCCCAAACAACGUGAUUCGAUCAACUGGUGAUUAGGAGCUCUAUAUACAACUGCAGCCUUUGUAAGGCUUUGAGAUAAGGGGCAGUUUAUUAUCCAGCAGGACUAUUAGUGGACUGGUAACUGGUUUUAUUAACUCCUCCUACUUGCAUUGAGUCAACAGAAUCAGAAGGUGGUUUCACUUUCUCAUUUAAGGUGGCCAUUCACGUUAAGAUCCACUCGCCUGGUGAGGUCGCCAAGCUAGUGGAUCUUCUCCCGA